Molecule: messenger RNA, 6179 nt
Organism: Eurytemora carolleeae
Lineage: Eukaryota; Metazoa; Arthropoda; Copepoda; Calanoida; Temoridae
Gene: pasha
Product: serine-rich adhesin for platelets
Exons: 22
Coding region: 507-4895 (1462 amino acids)
Biological process (GO): primary miRNA processing
Cellular component (GO): microprocessor complex
Molecular function (GO): identical protein binding; double-stranded RNA binding; primary miRNA binding
Source: RefSeq, a predicted model, not a curated record
AUACUUUGACAGUUAUAUUUAAGAAAAACUAUCUUACAAUGUGAUUUAAUCGCACUCCAGUAUAGUUUAUUCAUCUUGUGUUCAUCUUCAUUCUUCAUCCUGGGUUAGGGUCUUGUAUCUUUUAGGCUUAUAAUAAAACCUUUGAAUUUUAUCUUACAUUUUUUGAUACGACAGAUGUUCAAGAAACGUGGUCUAUUUCUAUUAAUGUGAAAUGGUGAAUGCUCCGUGCACUUAGUAUAAAUAAACUACAUCGUUCAUAUUAACUAACAACUAUUCUACAUAUUUACCCAUUAAAAAUAUUUACGAGUUUCUGCCCCCCCCCCCAAUCACCCAAUCACCCAAUCAUCACCAUCAUGCCAAUAGCUCAGAGUCAAGUUAUCAUAACAAUAUCUCACAUUGUAUUCUUAAUAUUCCUUGUGUUUCAAAAUGGUGGCGCCAAUUUAACGAUUUUCAAAAUAUUUUCAGAUGACAUAAUGAACCAUCUUGCAUCUCUCAAAUGAAGGAUAAUGGCGGAAAGUGAACGGAAAAGACAACUUUCUGAAUCUUCCGAUUCUGAAGACGACCAAAAGAAAACAGCCAGGAUUGAUGAAGACAGUUCUGCCUCUGAUCUGACCGAAGUAACAGAUUCCGAAUCAUCUUCUGACUCCGACUCCUCCGGAUCCAGUUCAAGUUCAUCCUCAAGUAGUGGAAGCGAUGAGACUUCUAAACCGUGCUCCCAGGGCAAAGUUAAAUUAGGAAAGCAGAAGAACGGAGAUAUUGAUCCUUCUCCCAACCCUAAACACAGCCAUCCUCCUCCUCACAACACUUCAGGAGUUGAACUCACUGAUUCUCUUGCUCCGGAACCAUCUGAAACCUUGAAUCUGAACCCUAAUGAAUCCUCAGCCAAUUCUCAACACAGCAUAAAGAAAAAUUCUCAGAAGAAUUCUCAGUUGGAACAAAAUUGCCAGAAUUCUUCACUGGCUGCAUCUGAUACUAUGGACAGUAGAACUGACAACGAUCUUGAAACUGAAACAGAAAACUGCCUGGACAACACUACAGAUAAACAAGUAAUGAUCACAACAAAUAACUCGGCAGAUAUUCUGUUGGACUCACUAUCAGAUACUUCUUUUAAUACUUUACCAGAUAAUUCUUCUAAACCAGAUACUAAACUAAAUAACUGUAUGGAAACAGAAGCAGAUAACUGUCUGGAAACAGGAGCAGGCAAAUGUCUGGAAUCAGAAACAGGCAACUGUCUGGGAACAGGAACAGAUGGGAAUUUUAACCUGGACGAGAUUCAGCAGUUUCUAGCUGGAGGAGAUGAGGGGUUUGUAGACCCAGUGUUUGUAGAUCACGAGGACUCUCAGAAUGCUGCAGAUCUCGACCAGCUGGUCUUCGAGACAGAGAAGGAUAAUCAAGAGGAGGUAGAUAAUUUUUUAAAUGAUCCCCGUCUCGGGAUAAUCUGCUCAAAUUCAGCAUCCCUGGCAACUUCUAAAGAAGGUUCUGUUAACCUUAAUGAAUUCGAGGACGGAGAAUUAGAAAGUACUCCUGAACCCUGCCUUUCCUUAGGACCUAGUUCUUCUCCGGACCCUAGUCAAGCUCUCCUGACUCCGGACCCUAAACAUUCUUUAUCCGAGGAACCUAAACCUCUCGCAAACCUUGCUCAGAUAUCCAGUCAAGAAUCCAACCUCAAAAAACCAGAUCCGGUCCAACCUGCUCCAAAGGAGUCGGGAGCAGAAUCAAAACCCAUCCCUGUCGAGGGUUCAGUGUCUUGCAGCAGGUCUCGGAGUAAACCUGAACUCUUGUCCCGUCCUAGUCAAUCCUCUCUCAAACCAGCGCUCUCCGAACCUGAAUCCGAUCAUGAACAUGAUAAAUCCAGAAAACGAAAGAAAUUGAAGAAACGCCGCGACGUUAAAAUUACCGGAAGUGAUGAGUCGGACGAAGACGAAAUGCCGCGUACAAAGUCCAAGAAAAAGCGGAAAGAUAAGAGUCCGAACCAUUCUACAGUCGACAAAUCUAAAACCAGAGAUUCCUAUAUUAAUAGAAACAAGUUAGUUAAUAAAGUUACAAUUGGCAUUUCCGGAACUACGGCACAUGGAGUCAAGCCUGGAGCUGUACCCGAACCUGUACCUGGAGUAGUACCUGGAGCUCGGGAUCAGAAAUCGUCAGGUUCCCACGCGGAGAGAAAGCUUUCCGCCGUAUCCGAACCUAAGCCUGGUCGGGAUGCAAAGCCAAAGUUUUCAUCCCAAACUGUUACAUCACGUGAUAACAAGUAUUCCACGUCUUCCAAACUAGAUAAAAUUUUACCACCACCGCUGCCGCCUAUCGUUGCCGGCCCGUCUCAACCCAAACUCCCUGCCGUACCCGCCGCCAUAUCAACCUCUCCGACUCGUCCUUCAGAGCCUUCAAGUUCAAACCAUCCUAGUUCAAACUCAUUGGUGCAUAUACCUAAACCUUCCAACCGACCUGGAGGAUCAAAACUCAAGACGGAUCCAUGUGAUGCAUCCUCUCCGGCUUUGAGUGAUGAUGGAUCCUCGGAGAGGGAUUGUGUAUUGAAGGACCCGGCCGAGAGUAUGGAGGAGGAGGGGAAAGUUGAGUGUCCACGGAAAAAGUUAAGCUUGAAGGAUUACAAGGCUAAGAAGGAAGCUGAACUAGCGAGGAAAAGUGCCGAGGAGGAGGAGAGUAGUUCAGAGCAUUUAUCACAGAAUGAGACAAGUAAAGAACCGUCUCCUGAGCCCUGCAAGAGGAAAAAGCAAAGUAAAGAGAAGAGAAAGAGAGAAGUGGAAGAAGAUAAGAGAGGGGAAUACGUAGACGAGAGAAUGGAAGAAGAAGAAGAAGAAGGAGAAGGAGAAGAAGAAGAAGAAGAUGGAGAAGAUGAAGAAGAGGAUAAUGAAUUACAAAAUUAUACAAAUGCCAGAAACAAAAAUUCAGAGUUUGAUGAUGGUUGUUCCGACUACCUGGGUAUAGGAUUUGAUAUCCUGGAUCAGAUUGAGAACGACUCCGAAACGGACAGCAAGAGCGUCUCUUCCGGUGAGAGCAUGGACGAGGAGGUGUACGACCUCCUCGAGCAGGACGUCGUCAAGACGAAUGAGAGCAUGGAGCACGUGGUUCUGCCGGAGGACAAGUUUAUUAAGCUGGUCCUAGAGGACAGAGGUGGAGGACACUUUGAUGUUUUGCCUCGAGGUUGGGUUAUUGUAGUUCAUCAUUCAGGGAUGCCAGUUUAUCUUCACAAGGAAACAAGAGUUAUAACCUUGUCCCGGCCCUAUGACGUUGGUGAUGCUAGUGUACGGAGACAUAAUAUUCCAAUCUCAUCCAUCCCCUGCUAUGCAUACAGAUAUAGUUCUGAGGUUCAAGAGAAGCAGCCAAGCAGCUCUGUCACCCAGACGAGCAGCUCAGAUACGCAGCAAACGAGCAGAUCCGACACACGAUCGAGCAGCUCCAAUACCCAAACUAGCAGCUCCGUGAGCCAGCCUAAACCUAGCUGUCCGGUGCAGUCUGAUCUAGAAACUAAUCCCAGCUCAGUAGAUAAAUUUAGUAAAGGUUAUAAAGUAUGUCCGUUCCCUGGUGGUGGAUACGGGAGGGAAAAUGUUUCCCCAGACUCAACUACUAUAGAUCCUAAUAGGGAUGAAAUGCCAAUGGAGACAGAUUCUACUGAGACUGAACCUGGCAGCAGUGGUUUACCAGGACCCGGGGUCGGUGAACCUGGCAGCAGUGGUUUACCAGGACCCGGGGUCGGUGAACCUGGCAGCAGUGAUUUAGCACCUGGAGAUAGAGAUAAAGCAACAGGUCCUCAGAUGGAAACUAUUGAGGAGACUAGACGGGAUCUGACCCCCCUGGAGGUGCAAGAGUACUGCAGGAAGGUGUUCACCUUCAAGGAGGUGGAGGUGGCCAGGUUUAAGUCAUGGAAGGAGAGAAGGAAGUUUCAACGACAAGAGGGGAAGAGAAGAAUGGAACUGGAGAGACCCCAGCUACCUGAGGGCACCAAGGUGCUGACCAUACCUACGGUUGAGUUGACCAAGAUCGAUGGAACGGAGGGUGACUCCGCCAUGAACCAGCAGGUCGUCAAGAAGUCGAAGAAACAGUGGGUUCUCAACCCUAACGGAAAGAGCAUGGUAUGUAUUCUCCACGAGUAUGUUCAGCAAAGUUUAAAGUCUUAUCCUAACUACAAGUUCGCAGAGCUGGAUAACGCCGCCACCCCUUACUCGGCCACCGUUUACAUCAACGAGAUGGAAUACGGCAGGGGAGUAGGUUCCAGCAAGAAGGUUGCAAAAUCUAGAGCUGCAAGACAAACCCUGGAGAUGAUGCUCCCGACGAUCAAGGAUAAGCUGCCGGAGGAGCCAGGGGAGAGAGGAGAAGAUGAACCUGAUCUCAAGUUCUUCAAUGAUAUCCGUGUAGAGGAUCCAAGGGUGGCGGAGCUAUGCAACCGAGCCAGUGAACCCGGGCCUUUUCAUAUACUUGUCACGUGUUUACAGAGAAACUACGGGGUCGGGGAUACCGGUAUUAAGCAGGACAUGAAGCCGGCCAGGAAUGGGAGGAUGGAGUACAUCAUGUCCGUCAACAAGAGAGAGGUUUCUGUGAUCUGUAAGAAUAAAAAGGAUGGAAAGCAGUUGGCAGCCCAGAAACUGCUCCAGCAGCUUCAUCCUAAUAUUGGAAAUUGGGGAAGCUUACUUAGAAUGUACGGAAAUAGGGCUUCAAGAAAACAGAAGCAAAAGAAAAUGAAAGAAACAGAAGUUUUAGCUCUGCAGAGUAAAAGUUCUGUUCUAAAGACAGGAAGCCAUUCCAUCGCAAUCCUUGCCAAGCUGAAGGAUGAGAUGCGAAACCUUCGAGAUAUUCGCAACUCCUUUGUUCCUCUCGGUAAAUUCCAGCCACCCGCUGGGGUCCGCCCCUCAGGCCUGGACACCGAUCAUCUCGAUAUUUAAAUUUUUUUAAUGCUCCCUUUUCCUCCUCAGAUGGAAUUAUUGCAACAUUCAUAUUACUGUCAUAUUGGACAAGCUCAUAGAGUGAGACUUCUUUCUGACAUUGUCCUGAGAUGCUAUGGACAAUUGUUAGAGUUAGUCCUUGUCCUGACAGUGUUUUGAGAUGUUUAGGACAAUUUGUUGUUUGUACUGUGUAGCUUUUACUUUAUGUAAGCGUACCGUGUACUAAAGUACAAUUAUCAUUCAAUAAGUUCCAUCGGGGAACGACAGGACGAUUAUUUUUUUUCUAAAUGUAUUUUUUGACAUUACUUGAAAUUAUGAAUUAGUAAAAUGUGUGGAUAAAUUUGUUCGAUGUCAGUAGAUACUGUACACAGUAGAUACUGUACACAGUUUUUGACAUUUGGACGUACAGUGUACUUUGAGUUUAUAGUGAAGUACAGGUCCUUAUUUAAGUUGUUACGGAGUCCUUUAUGUACUGGAAUUUAUCGGUACUUUUUUACAGUUGUAUACUAAUACUCAGUAUAAACAAGGUUACCCACAAAGGAUGAGACUUCAGAGACGACUGUACAGAAAUUAUACUGUCUGUUUCCUUAUAUUUAUGAUUCCCUGCAAUCUUAUUUCUAUCCCUGCUCCAUCAAUAUAAUCAACACUCUACUCAACCUUGGAAUCUGAGAUUUCAGUCUCAUCCAACCUUGUAGCUAUCUACAACAGUACUCGGGGGCAUAUUUAAUAAUUCAUUAUUUUACUUCAAAUUUAUAAAUGAGUUACAAAAAAUAACAUUUUCAAACUUUCUUUUGCACGUGUAAAUGUUGACAUGAAAGAAAGCGUUAUGAAAGUUAUCUUUGUGCUGAUUCAGACGAAAUGUUUUCGAAGACCCAUUUCUUAUUUGAGUUAAUUGUCCCGCCAAAUGUUUCAUUUCUGUUUCUGUGUAAGAUGUACAUAACUGAAAGGUACCCACCCCAAUUACUCAUAUUAAUAUAUUCGCAAAGGGCAUAUGUACAUAUCAUGUACAUUGUACAGGUUUUAAAGGUCAAAUAUCAUAAAUGACUCUAGUACACUGUUCAGGAUAAAUUAAACUGACGACACACAUGGUUAUGGUUUAUGACCAGUUAUAUUAUGUUCAAAUUGUUUAAAUAAACAUGUAUGUGUUGUGAUCAAAUGUACUUCUUUAAUAAAUUAGUUUUUAUCUUUUAAAUGUAGUUACUAGUUAGCAAGUUAAAUUUAUGUAUUCAAUAAUCUUCUCUUGGGUUUGUAUUUUUUCUCAAGAUCUCUUUUUCAGAUCAAAAU